AUGUUGGAGGUGGAAACCAAGAAGAUGUUUAAUCGUUACCUUAAACAGGAAGUCCUUCGUGAAGGCACAUAUGGUGUUGUUUACAAAGCAUUCGACACUAAGACAGGGCAGACAGUGGCAAUUAAGAAAAUUCGGAUCGGAAAGCAGACAGAAGGGUUGAAAAUCACAGAUCUUAAGGAAAUUAAUCUGUUGAAAGAGCUCAAGGACUCAAAUAUAAUUGAGCUCAUUGAUGUUUUUCCUCAUAAAGGGAGUUUGAAUCUUGUAUUUGAGUUCAUGGAGAAAGAUUUAGGGGGUGUAAUUCGUGAUCGUAAUAUUGUGCUUUCGGCAACUGAUAUCAGGUCAUAUAUUCAGAUGACCUUGAAAGGGCUGGCAUCCGGCCAUAAGAAAAGAAUUCUACAUUUGGAUUUAAAACCAGAUAAUCUACUGAUUGGACCUCGCGGACAGCUGAAGCUUGCCGGCUUCGGCUUGGCUAGGAUAUUUGGAAGUCCAGACAAGAUUUUUGGUCACCAGCCAGGGAUGAUGGAACUUGAUCCCAGUACACACCUGCAAGCUCAAAUGGCUGUUAUGAUGAACGAAAUGACUAAGCUCAGAAGUGAGCUGUCCAAAUCCAAGGCAGAAGUAUGUGUAUUAUGUGAUGGACACAGUUUGGAUGAUUGCCCUUCUAAAAUGGAAGCUGUCCAGUUUGUCAGACAGGGCAAUGCAGGGGGAUUCAACAACUUCAACAAUUGGAGAAAUCAACAACAGACCAACUGGAACAAUGCUCUACAACAAGGAAAUUAUCAAAGGCCUGCUCAACCCCCAAGAUUCCACAGACAAGAUGGUCAGCUUCCCAACUAUCAGAAUCAGCAACGUUCUAACCAACAAUACAUACCAAGGGAAGAUGAAUGGAUUUCUGUACAAAAUGCAAUCAAGAGUUUGGCGGUGUCUUGUAAAAGUUUGGAAAAUCAGUUGGCCCAGAUUGCAAAACAAAAUGCUGAAAGACCAUCGGGGAGCCUGCCUAGUGACACAAUCGUGAACCCCAAGGGGAAUGACCAAGAGCAAGCAAAGGCUGUCACUCUCCGAAGUGGAAAGCAACUCAAUCAGCCAAGUGAAGAAGUCACUCCUGCGAGUGACCCUGCAGGUAAAAAUGAAACUUCUUCUGAGCAAAUAUCUGAUAAUGAUGAUAUGGUUGAACAGAGCAACCCACCGAAAAACCCGGAAUGGAGGGAAUUCAAUUUCCAGACCAAUUCAGAACCACCACAGCCAGCUCCAACGCCACCAUAUCCAAGAUUAAACAAGAAAUUUGCCACCCCAACAGAUUUCAAAAGGUGUAACAGAAAGGGCCUCAGGGUUUGUCACAAGAUGCCGCCGGCAAGGAGGAAGGCUGCUGCCCGCAAAAACGCCUCCAACACAAGGAGAAGGAUAUCAUCCUCCUCAUCCUCGCCCUCUCCUGAACGGCAAAGAACGCCCACUCCACCAGCAUCCCCUGCCAGAGAACCCACCCCACGGCCACCUCCACAACCACCAAGGGCACUGCAAGAACAAGCCCUUAAUGGCAUCACAGAUGAAUGGGAGCCCAGGUUGUUUCCAAGGAAGAAGGGUUGGGAUUUCUUUUUGAAGCACAUAAGGCGAAAGUUCAUUCCAGAAAGGGGAAUCGGUGAAGAUGGCGCAGCUUUUGCCUACAUCAAGCGCCAUGGCUGGGAGACCUUCUCCAAACCACCUAUAAAGCCACGGAUCCAGAUUGUGCAAGAAUUUUACGGCAACUUCCACACUGCCCCCAGAGAUGGAGUGUUCGUCAGGGGCAUCAGUGUCAAUUGCAGCACAGAGGCCAUCAGGGCCAUCUGGAAAUUACCAAGAAUAAGCACAGAUUACAGAGAAACCUUGGCUGCCCUGCAUCCAAAUCAACCGCUGGAACAGGCCAUUCUGUCCAGAUUGGCAAAAGAGGGCACAAGCUGGGAAAUGGAUGAUCAAGAAAUCCCUUUGGGGUUUCCAGCCAGCGCGUUGCAAACGCCUGACUUAAAUCUGUGGCACCAUUUCAUCUGCUGCAAUUUGAUGCCAACAUCCUACACUGCUAAGGUCACCUACGAAAUGGCUCUGCUGCUGUAUGCCAUUGCCACAGACACAUCAUUUGAUGCAGCCUCAGUCAUCCGAGACCAACUUACCCGAUGCAUCACUGAUCCAAAGGUGAAGAGCUGGUAUUUCCCAGUUAUGGUCACCAUGCUAUGCAAAAGGGCAGGGGUGACCUUCCUGCACACCGACGCAGAAAGCAACUUGCAGCAACCAUUGAGGAUGCAUAAGCUGGACCAGAAACCCCCAGGUGCCGCAUGGGCGAGACAAACAACAUCCGCUCCCACUUCCACUGGACAAUUGAAGCAGAGGGAUUUCAACAAGCAGAGCAGGUUCAUCCUGGACUACGUCCACCAAUGCCAGAUGAGGACGGAGAAAUUCCUGCAGGAAAUGCACAAGUGCAUUGGAUGCCCUGAAAACUGCCCAAUGCCGCAUGAUCCGCCAGUCCACCCACUUCACGGAAUGCCUCAAUGA
Molecule: messenger RNA, 2520 nt
Organism: Oldenlandia corymbosa var. corymbosa
Lineage: Eukaryota; Viridiplantae; Streptophyta; Magnoliopsida; Gentianales; Rubiaceae
Source: the annotation of a GenBank genome assembly